AUGACAAUUAUUGAAUAUAAUAAUAAUCUUGAAGAUUAUGAUCCAUUAUUAAACGAGAGUGGACAUUAUUUUUUAUAUGGUUUUAAUAAUACAAUUGUAUAUUCUAUUAAAUUUCAACAAGAACAAGAACAAGAACAACAAUAUCAAGCAAUAUUUCCAAGAUGUUCUCAAAUCUCAAUGAUUGGAAUUCAUAAAACAUUAACAGUUCAAGAUUUACAAAGAAAUGGAGGUGAAAUAGUGGUAAAAUUAAAUGAUCAUAAAAUUUUAACCAAUGAAAUUUUAAAAGAAUCUAUUGAAUUUUUAAAAAAGCAAUUAUAUUCAUCACCAACUACAAGACCAUUUUAUAUUUUAUCAUUCACCAUUAUAAAUGAAACUGAAGAAAUAGUUGAAAAAUCACCAAUACUAUUCUUUCAAGUUUUAUCAAAAGAUUUAGAUACUUCAAUACCAAUAGAUAUCAGUGAAACUAAAAAGAUUGAAACAUCACUUAUCACUGAAGAAUUAAAGAAAUCUUUUAAUUUGGUUAAUAUUAAAACAAUUAAACCUUGUUCUUUAAAUAUUAUUUCAAAUAUUUUUAAUAAUAAUAAUAAUAACAAUAAUAAUAAAAAUGACAACAUAUAUUAUCGUUGUGAAAAUUUAGGUGAUUCAUCUACUCCUAUUAUUUUUUCAAGCAAUUCAAAUAAUGGUAGUUUAGAAAAGAAACUAAAUCAAUAUAUAAAAGAUAAUUCAAAAUCAAGUAAUAAUAAUAAUAAUAAUAAUAAUAAUAAUAAUAAUAAUAAUAAUAAUAAUAAUAAUAAUAAUAAUAAUAAUAAUAAUUUAGAAAUUUCAUCAACAUUUGAAAUUUUAUUUAAAAUUACUAAAUCAAUUGAUUCAUUAGAUUCCAUUACUACACCUAUCUUAUCAUUAAAUUUAAAUGAUGGUGAUGAAGAUGAUGAUAAUGAUGAUAUAAUGAUAUCAACACUUUGUUUAUUAUCAAAGAAUGAUAGUGUACUUGAAGGUUUAAAUAUAAUAAAGCAAUCAAUUAUUCAACAAGUAAAUAAUGUUAAUAAAAUUAAAAAUUUUAAGGCAUUACAUUUUCAACUACCUUUUUUACCAUUUCCAAUAACUAUCCUCUUUAAAAAAGAAGAUAAAAAAGAAAAUUCCCCAACACAAGUUAAUGAUAAUGAUAAUUAUGAAAUUAGAAAGAAAUAUCAUACAUUAUUAGGUUUACCAUUAAAUAGACCAUUUUUAAAAUCAAAUUUAUCAUUAAAUUUAAAUAAUAAAUUAAUAAAACAUCAACAACAACAACAACAACAACAGCAACAGCAACAACAAACUCAUCAUAUUAAAAAUAUUCAUAAUAACGUAUCAAUGGAAAGUAAAACUAAUGGUAAUAUUUAUUUAGUUGAAGGUUCAUAUGAUUACUAUCAUUAUCAGCAAGAUAACUUCGAUGAUAAUGGUUGGGGUUGUGCAUAUCGUUCAAUGCAAACCAUUUGUUCAUGGUUAAGAUAUCAAGGUUUAACCAAUAAUUCCGUUCCAAAUCAUUAUGAAAUUCAAAAAACUUUGGUUGAUAUUCAAGAUAAAGAACCUUCUUUCUUAAAAUCAAAACAAUGGAUUGGUGCUUUCGAAAUAACUUUAUGUUUAGAUCAUUUAUUUGGUAUUGAAAGUAAAAUAUUAAAUAUUACAACAGGAAGUGAUAUUAUAUAUAAAUCAAGAGAGAUUGCAAAACAUUUCCAAAGCAAUGGUAGCCCAAUUAUGAUUGGUGGUGGUGUAUUGGCAUACACAUUAUUGGGUAUUGAUUUCAAUGAAUCCACUGGUGAAACUCGUUAUUUAAUAUUGGAUCCACAUUAUACUGGUGCCACUGAUAAUAUUAAAUUAAUAAAGGAUAAAGGUUGGUGUGGUUGGAAAGGUCCUGACCUUUUUAGAAAAGAUGCUUUCUAUAAUUUAUGUAUGCCUCAAAUUCCAAAUGAUUUAUAA
This is a messenger RNA of Dictyostelium discoideum AX4, 1953 nucleotides long. RefSeq lists its product as hypothetical. The coding region runs from base 1 to 1953 and encodes 650 amino acids. The transcript is spliced from 2 exons. NCBI's taxonomy places the organism in Eukaryota, Evosea, Eumycetozoa, Dictyosteliales, Dictyosteliaceae. Gene Ontology annotation, cellular component: endoplasmic reticulum. The record is from RefSeq and is a predicted model, not a curated record. Gene Ontology annotation, molecular function: deUFMylase activity.